GCUAUGCCGGUAAUCAACGAGGUGUAUCAUUCAGAUUCCAAUAACAAAGUGGUUCUGGUCUCCAAAGUGUCCCCCUCGAAUUGGUUCAGCUGCAAGUGGGAGAUCACGCCAAAGAAGAACGGAACCAAUCUAGAAUUUUGUCGCGACCCCGUAGCUAGAUCGGACAACGGGACCAUUACGCCUAUUAGAGUACGGAAAAAGUCGGAGGAAACAGGUCGGUGUUACUUUUCAAUCUAUGCCCCUCGUGAAAAACAGAUUCAAAUAUCUUGCUCUGCCAUCGACAUCGUUAGUUCCUUCUAUUUUUCUGGAACAAUUGAUGAAAUUGGUUACCCGCAAAUGCCCGUAUUAAACCGAGUGUACUAUUCAACUUCUUACAAUUACAUCCAGCUGUCGGCUCCUAUCGCCUAUUCUAUGAAUUGGUUUAAUUGCAGUUGGUCGAUUGUACCGAAGCCAAUAGUAACGACGAAUUUCCAACUUUGUCGCGACGCUGAUUCAUCUUCAGCUAAUGGAACCAUCCAACCCUUUGUAGGGAACUCCUUAGGUGAUUCGAUUUCGAAGGAGAUGAGGAGUUGUUCCUUCAAAAUCAAAACGCUUCCCCAUCAACAGAUUGUCUUUUCUUGUUCUCACAUCAACCUUAGCGAAGGCUAUUUGACUAUGAUUGGAAUCCAAACUGCAGGCGAUGACUAUUAUUCUGCAUUGACUCCCGUAAUAAACCACAAAUACGUUUCAAGGGACGAUUACUUGGACCUGCAAAUUGGUGUCGGCUUCAAGGAUUGGUUCAGUUGCAAAUGGACGACCGUUCCCAAGAAGAACGGCAAUGCAAAAUUGCUGGCUCUGCUCCCGCCGUAAUUCCCAUUCUUCUUCGCGAAUUAUUGACCCAGAUCUUAAAGAUUUGAUGUCAUAAACUGGUUCGAUUGGAGUUGAAUAUCUCGCAACUAUAUAGCCGCAACUAUAAUAGCCUCUUUUCAUUUGGUUUAAUUUGGUCUUUUCAAUUUAUAUUUUAAUUGACUCUUUCCACUUGGAAAUAUACCGUAAGUUUUGAUUCACUU
This is a messenger RNA of Daphnia pulicaria, 1049 nucleotides long. RefSeq lists its product as uncharacterized. The transcript has 5 exons. Lineage: Eukaryota; Metazoa; Arthropoda; Branchiopoda; Diplostraca; Daphniidae. Bases 4 to 849 code for a protein of 281 amino acids. The record is from RefSeq and is a predicted model, not a curated record.